GCUCAGCUCAGAUAGCAUCCUCUUCGCGCGCGCGCUCCUGCAUCCGGUCUGUGUCGUGACGUCAUCCUCAUCCAGGUUUGAAGUGCAUUUUGGAUUUCGGGGUAAAAUUGAGCGGCACGAGCUCUGAUGGAGGCUGCAGCCCGGACUGCACCAUCUUCAUCAUCAUCAUCAUCAUCAUCAUCAUCACUGAAACAUGCGCGCAGUGCGACUGUAAAUCACCGUGUGCUGACUCACGGGACCCUGCAGAGUGAUUGAUGAUGGUGACUGGAUGUGGAUCCUGAUGUUCAUCACUCAGGCCUGUGAAGUGCCUGUCCUGUGGAGAGAGGACCAAAGAGGAAGAAAGACGUCUCUGCCUCGGACCUGCCUCCAAACUCACCACUUGCAUUAAAGGAAUAAAAGCUAAUAAACAAUCCUUCAAUUCUGCACACGUUCAUCAUCUUCAGAAAGGGUUUCUCUCUCUCUCUCUCUCUCUCUCUCUCCCUCUCUCUCUCUCUCUCUCUCUCUCUCUCUCUCUCUCUCUCUUUCUCACGACUGAAGAAUGGCCAGUGAACCCGUCAUCCUCAACGUCUACGACAUGUACUGGAUUAAUGAAUACACGUCUACUCUGGGGAUUGGAGUCUUCCACUCAGGAAUACAGCUGUAUGGCAGAGAAUUUGCGUAUGGAGGUCAUCCAUAUCAUUUCAGUGGUGUAUUUGAGAUUAACCCAGGAAACGCCACUGAGCUCGGAGAGACUUUUAAAUUCAAAGAGGCAAUUGCUUUGGGUACAACAGACUUUACAGAAGAGGAUGUUGAUAAGAUUAUGGAAGAACUGGGCAAAGAAUUUAAAGGAAAUGCAUAUCACCUGAUGCACAAAAACUGCAACCACUUUUCUUCUGCACUGUCUGAGUUGCUGUGUGGGUGUGAGAUCCCGCGCUGGGUUAACCGCUUGGCAUAUUUCAGCUCGUGUGUGCCAUUCCUACAGAGCUGCUUACCAAGAGAGUGGCUCACACCAGCCGCCCUGCAGAGCCACAUCAGCAUGCACAGAGAAGACACACACUCUCAUAUACACACAUACUCACACACACACUCACACACACACUCACACACACACUCACACACACACUCAUACACACACUCAUACACACAUGAUUCCAGCUCCAGUGAUGAGGAGCCAUCAGGGGCAGUGGGAGGAAGAUCACACAGCUGCAGACACACUCGAGUGUGACACACACACACACCAUCUUCUGGCUCUAUUUUUAAAUUCUUGUGAAACACUGAACUGUACCAGUGUGCUUUGUGUUUUUUUGACAACCAAUCAGCAACAGGCAUAUGACGGACAGUUCAGACUGACCAAUCACAAGUCUCAUUUUUGCCCCUCCCCCUCAGUAGUACUGUAAACUUGGAUCUCUUUCCAGACUUUUAGACCACUUUUAAUGAUAAAAUAAUUUUUCCAAGGUGAAAAUAAAUAUAAACUGAUUUAUAAGAAAUUAGUUUUUAUACCGUAUUAAUAUCAGCCGAUGACAGAUGGAUUAAAAUAAUCAGAAAUAUAUUUAACAUUUUUUCAUUUCUUUGUGAAUGUUUGAUUAUUCAGCUGGUUUUGAUUUGACAUGAUCUGCGAUUGCAUUAUUAUAUUUCAUUAAAUUUCAUUCCUCUUUGAUUUCUACACAAACAGUAAUUUUAUUUAUAUAAUUCCACACAUUACUGCUGGGGUGUGUGUGUGUGUGUGAGAGAGAGAGGUGUGUGGGUGAGGUGUGAUCUGUGUGUAUGUGACGUGUGUGUGUGAUGUAUGUGUGUCUGUGUGUAUGUGAGGUGUGUGUGAUGUAUAUGUGUGUGUGUGAGGUGUGUGUGAUGUAUAUGGGUGUGUGUGAGGUGUGUGUGUCUGUAUGUAUGUGUGUAUGUGAGAUGUGUGAUGUAUAUGCGUGUGUGUGUGAGGUGUGUGUGAUGUAUGUGCAUGUGUGUCUGUGUGUAUGUGAGGUGUGUGUGUGAUGUAUAUGGGUGUGUGUGAUGUAUAUGGGUGUGUGUGAGGUGUGUGUGUCUGUAUGUAUGUGAGGUGUGUGUGAUGUAUAUGCGUGUGUUUGUGAGGUGUGUGUGAUGUAUAUGCUUGUGUGUGUGUGAGGUGUGUGUGAUGUAUGUGCAUGUGUGUCUGUGUGUAUGUGAGGUGUGUGUGUGAUGUAUAUGCGUGUGUGGGAUGUGGUAGCUCAGUGGUUAAAGGUGUUGGGCUACUGAUCGGAAGGUCAUGGGUUUGAAACCCAGGUCCACCGAGCUGCCACUUCUGGGCCCCUGAGUAAGGCCCUUAACCCUCAGUUGCUCAGUUGUAAGUCACUCUGGAUAAGUGUGUCUGCUAAAUGCCGUAAAUGAAAGUAUAAAAUUUCAGGAUAUGUUCAUUGACCAAACUGUUGAGCUGAUCAAAUGCCAACAUAAGCUCUGCCCUUUUUGAUCUUUGCACCUCACAUACUCAGCUGUAUGGAAGAGCAGCCAUAACUUGUGUGUGUGUGUGUGUGUGUGUGCGCGCGCAUGUUAUGGGUAUAAACCAUCAAACCACAGAGCUUUAGGACCACAUGACCUUUAAUGUUUGAGAAAAAGUGAUUAUUUUGUAUGCAUACUGUUCUGUUUAUCAGAGUGACACUGUAUCACACUGUCUCACACUAACCCUCAGAUGUGAUCAGUGCCACCUGUCAAUAAAGCUCUUUAUCUUUUUUUUAAUGUCACAGGUUGCCAUGGAUACACACACCUUAUUGAGUUUUGUAUGUCAUAUACUCAGUAUUUACUUUUGAUUUACUUCACUACUGAACACCUUUUGGACGUUUUUCUACAUUUGUCAGAUUUAAACCUAGAUUGGAAACAAAUUUUAUGAUCUGAAAUAUAUUACAGUUUUACAAAGCUAAAUAAAGAUUUAAAAAGUUGAA
Tachysurus vachellii is the source of this 2885-nucleotide messenger RNA. RefSeq names its product deubiquitinase DESI2. Bases 539 to 1204 code for a protein of 221 amino acids. Gene Ontology annotation, biological process: protein deubiquitination. NCBI's taxonomy places the organism in Eukaryota, Metazoa, Chordata, Actinopteri, Siluriformes, Bagridae. Gene Ontology annotation, molecular function: deubiquitinase activity. The transcript has 6 exons. The record is from RefSeq and is a predicted model, not a curated record.